CUUGCUCAAGAACUGAAGAGUUUGUAAAAAAAAAAAAAAAAAAAGAUAAAUAAUAUAUUCAGUUACUUCUUCCUUCAACUCCAUUUGACACCGGAAGUGCUGCGACAGUCUUCCGCUGACUCGAAAUGCUUUAGAAUUUACUGGCUGAAACAUGUCAACAAAGAUGUCAAGCGCCGUCGAAACGACGCUGCCCUCGGAAUGGGACGAUGAUGAACGGAUGAAUUUUCUAUUUUCCGACUUCAAAGACAACCGUGAGGUCAACACGAUGGACUGGGACAGUAAAAUGAACUUCUGGACGGCUCUAGUCUUGAAAAACUGCAGGGAUCGCCGAACAGUUUGUGUCAAUUUAGAAGAGCUCAACAAGACGUUCAGAAGGAAGGAAAAAACACCUCUGGGUUUGGCGACUGUCAUUCGGUCCAUGUCAAGAUGUGGGAAGCUUCAGAGGGAGUCCGAGUUUGCCGCCAAUGUAGACUGCGGCUGGCUGUCGUGGGGUGUCGGCGUCCUGCUGGUGAAGCCCCUCAAAUGGACCUUCUCCUCUCUCUUGGGAGGAAGUCGAGUAGCUUUGGAGGAGUCUUUUGUUGUCAUCGAACUGGUAAAGGAGAAAGCAGCUGAAGUUCUUAAGCUUUACCGGAGCAGUGAAUUUGCGAGUCGCUCACUCAUGUCAUUUCAAGAACUGUGUACGCUCACGUCCAGUGUGUGUGCCGAUGAAAGUACCCUAUGCAUGGCUCUUCUGCAGCUGCAGAGGGACAAACAAGUGGCGGUCUCCUUGAAUGAAGGGGAGAAAAUUGUUAAAUUUUGCCAACCCGGCCAGGCUCGCGUCUCCACCGUCAGUGAUGUCGAUAUUGGAAUCUACCAGUUACAACAAAGUGAGAAGCUGCUGGAGGAGCGUCUGGAAAAACUUGGCCUCGAGGCUGAUAAGUGUAGAGAAGAAGCAAGAGCUCUUCUUCGGGAAGGGAAAAAAGUGCAGGCACUGAGGUGUUUAAGAGGCCGGAAAAGAGUGGAAAAGAGAGCUGACAACUUGUCUGGACAGUUGGAGUCUAUUCGAGGCAUCUUGGACAGAAUAGCCCAGUCCCAGACGGAUAAAAUGGUUCUCCAAGCCUACCAAGCGGGAAUGACUAGCCUCAGACAUUCUUUCAAGGACGUGACGGUUGAAGGUGCUGAAAGCCUUCUCGAUCAAAUCCAGGAGUUAUGCGACGAACAAGAUGAGAUCAGCCAAACCAUAUCGGGUGGAAUGAGCAAUGCAGAUGAUAAUGAGUUGGAAGAAGAACUGAAAUCACUAUUAGAUGAAUCCAACACCGAUCUUGAUGUUCCGAGAAAUGUCAUGCCCGAAGUACCGAGUGACGACCUCCUAGAUUCGCUGCCUCCCGUUCCUCACAGUCACCUGAAUGUUAGCACCAAACAGCUGGAAGAAGAACUCAAAAUGCUAGCUCUCUAAAGAUUCAGGUCUUUCUACAAAACGAUCGCAAACAAGGCAACGUGGAAUUUUAACAACAGAAAAUUGAGCUGUUAGCAGAAAACUUACAAAGACACCUUAAUUCAUUCUUUCUAUAUACUAAAUGCCUUUGCUGUGGAUGCAUGCCAAAGAAGAAGUAAAAAAAAAAAAAACAACAAACGAUUUACUCUCAGCUGAGUGUGAAGCCAACAGUUUUAGUAGCAUUUCAGAAGUAUUUUCUUUGGAAUGCCACUACUGGGAAUGCUUUUAAUUCAGGACAAUUAAAAAAAAAAAGAUUAUGUAAAAUUGUUGUAAAGUUUAUAUUUGUUUGCUUGUCUUAAUCUCGCGUGCCAACCGUUUCAUGUCAAACCAUAGGGAUGUCUCGAUUAAGUGUUAUUAGUGUGUAAUUAGGAGUUUUACUCAUAUUUUUUCUGCAAAUAAAAUCUAUAUUUAUCACAGUACCA
This is a messenger RNA of Corythoichthys intestinalis (scribbled pipefish), 1896 nucleotides long. RefSeq names its product charged multivesicular body protein 7 (gene chmp7). The record is from RefSeq and is a predicted model, not a curated record. Gene Ontology annotation, biological process: late endosome to vacuole transport via multivesicular body sorting pathway; vesicle budding from membrane. Gene Ontology annotation, cellular component: ESCRT III complex; multivesicular body. NCBI's taxonomy places the organism in Eukaryota, Metazoa, Chordata, Actinopteri, Syngnathiformes, Syngnathidae. Bases 152 to 1435 code for a protein of 427 amino acids. The transcript is spliced from 10 exons.